This is a messenger RNA of Penicillium alfredii, 1656 nucleotides long. Its product is annotated as TFIIB-type zinc finger domain-containing protein. Lineage: Eukaryota; Fungi; Ascomycota; Eurotiomycetes; Eurotiales; Aspergillaceae. The transcript has 7 exons. Gene Ontology annotation, biological process: nucleolar large rRNA transcription by RNA polymerase I; RNA polymerase I preinitiation complex assembly. Gene Ontology annotation, cellular component: RNA polymerase I core factor complex; RNA polymerase transcription factor SL1 complex. Gene Ontology annotation, molecular function: RNA polymerase I core promoter sequence-specific DNA binding. The record is from RefSeq and is a predicted model, not a curated record. Bases 1 to 1656 code for a protein of 551 amino acids.
AUGGAAUACGUUACCCGAGGGGUCUGCGGCCAAGAGGGAUGCCGUGAAAUCCGAUACUAUCUGGACAAUGGACUGUGGUUCUGCCGGCGCGGCCACUUGCAGGAGGGCCGACAAAUUGAAGAAGACCCGGAUGAUUUCGGGACUCAGGGUAAAAAGCAUCGGGUGAAGAAAGAAACCACCGAGAAAUCCAAAAAGACCUAUCAUGGCCGACAGGCAUACACCCUUUUUCUGCAGGUCUAUCAGUUGAUCCUCUGGAAACAAUGCCAUGCCUUGGUGCAUGAUCACGGUUUUCCCGAGCCAUUCGAUGCGGUUGUUCGCGAUCUAUGGGCUCUACGACUGCAAGACUUCUCACUUCGGAUUGACGAAUCUACAGAGGAUGAACAUGAAGAUCCCGAGCUCUUCAGCUCACAGCCUACUGACAAAGAUGAGUUCGAUGAGAUGGGGUUUAAGCCGGGAUCAAAGUAUCUCGAGUGGCCUCGUCUGCUCGAUUCCGUCGCUCUCUGUUAUCUGGCGGCGCUCUUGAUGCGACUUCCAAUAUGCGUGAGCGACUUUUACCGCAUGAUCAUACGACAGGACGUACCUUACAUUCGGGCCUUAACCAUCGUUCCUCGCGAGAUGAGGGACAAGCUUCCGCCAGAACUUGUUUCAAUACUAGAUGUUAAUAAACUCCCCAAGGCCGAGCAUCUUCACCGCGGGGUCUUGGAAAUCUCACUCUUUUAUCAACGUCGGUUCGGACUCGCAAUUCCUCCUUUAAACUCACCCCUAGUCCUCUACCGGAUCAUAAAGAGACUGGCUAUCCCAGUGGAGGUAUACGAGGCCAUCAAAAAACUACAAGAGCUGCUUGCCUUCACAUAUGAAUAUCCGACUCGGCUCCGGGGCAAUUUUCGCAGAAGUCCUUAUCAUCUUCCUGAGGUUCAACUGGUGGUGCUUACUGUCAUUGCCACGAAACUAUUCUUCCCGUUGGACGAUUUGAAGCGAUACCCCGCUACCAACCGGGAGCCCGGGGCCCAGUUCAUGGACUGGUCAGUAUGGGAGCGGGCCCAGCGACAUUUCAAUAACCACGAGCGCGUGGGUGGGAAGAUUGGCAAGGACCAUGUGGUCCAACUCACAGACAAAGACGUGCUCACUAUGACGCCCGAUCAACUGGACGAGUACAUGGACUGGUACGAAAGUAGUUGGCUGGAUACACCCCGCGUCCUGAACCGAGUUGCCGAUAUGUUCCCUAUCAACCGGCCAGAGGCAGAGGCGCAGUCCAAUCCUCCGGCUGCUUCGACGGCAGCCGCUACUAGUGACACAGAUGAAGCUCUCCAGGCCUUACUACAAUCAGUCAUGCAGGACCUGAAGCCCAAGCGUGUCAUUUUGGAAGAGGACGAGACAGACGUGCCCCGACCUGGGGCAUGGUAUCGCCGGUAUCGAUGGGAGUCUCAACUCGCCGGGCCUGCACGCGCCUUUUACGAAUUGGCGGCAGAGCUCGCCGCAGUGUCAUUGCCAACCUUGAUACGGGCUGUCACCGUGGGCGAGUUUCGGAUUGCACGCUGGCUGGAAAACCAGCGACGUGCCGAGUAUCUUGAUAAUGAAAUGGACAUGGACAUGGGCGAUGCGCUGGAUGAGGUGGAUGGACAACUGUCCGAACUGGGGGUGGAUGAAGACAGGUGA